This is a messenger RNA of Schistocerca cancellata (South American locust), 984 nucleotides long. RefSeq names its product piggyBac transposable element-derived protein 4-like. Lineage: Eukaryota; Metazoa; Arthropoda; Insecta; Orthoptera; Acrididae. The transcript is spliced from 2 exons. The record is from RefSeq and is a predicted model, not a curated record. Bases 1 to 984 code for a protein of 327 amino acids.
AUGUCAAGAAGAGGCUUACGAGAUGAAGAAAUCGAACGAUUAUUGUGUGAAAUUCCAUCAGACGAGGAUUCCACUGUUGACACCACAGAUGACGAAUCUGAUUAUGAAGCAAGCAUUGUUGCGGAGGCUAUUGUGUCGUCUGAAGGCGAAGUUUCAGAGAGCGAGGAAGAAAGUGAGUCCACUCCGCCAAAACGCGCUGCUGACACAGCGCCAACUUGGGGACAACAAUUCAAUGCUACCUCAGGAAUGCAGUUCGACAGUGAAUCAGGACCAAGUGCUUUUAUUAGGGACAUUGAUGAUCCAGAACCUAUCGAUAUAUUCGAAAAAAUAUUUCCAAAAGAGCUAGUUGAGCUAAUCGUUUUCCAAACAAAUUUAUAUGCGACGCAAUCUGGCAAGUCUUUCACUCCAACAACUGACAAUGAAAUACGAACUUUCCUGGGAAUCAACAUUUUGAUGGGUAUAAAGCGUAUGCCAGCAUACAGAGACUACUGGUCUAGUGCCCCAGAACUUCAUGAUCGUUAUAUUGCAUCUCUGAUGGCAGUAAAUCGGUUUGGAUGGUUACUGAGGAACAUUCAUCUGAAUGAUAACACAUUGCAUCCAGAAAAAGGACACCCAGGUUAUGACAAACUGUACAAGCUGCGACCAGUGAUCAAGAUACUAUCUGAAUCUUUUUCCAAGUGUUACCAACCCAGCAAACACCUAGCAAUUGAUGAGUCAAUGAUCAAAUUCAAAGGCCGCAACAGUAUGAAACAAUACAUGAGAGAUAAACCCAUAAAGCGUGGUUACAAAGUGUGGAUGCUGUGUGACAAGACCUCUUACAACUUGAAAUUUGAUAUUUACACCGGAAAAGUAGGUGACACAGUGCAAACAGGCCUUGGGGAGCAUGUAGUGCUGACAGAGAAACAUAUAUGCCUGUGGGACAGUUCAACCAACAAGGAAACAUUUACCCAAAUUAAAAACAGACAAAGAAUUAAGCAGAGGUGA